GUCAGUUCCCGCUGCUCUUCAGCCGCCCCGUCUAGCCAGCCACGUUCAGCUGCUAUGUCCAUCCACUUCAGUUCUCGCUCCACUGCCUUCCCGGGCCGCGCUUCCCAGAUGCGCCCGAGCUCAGGCCGUGCUGGUGGCUUCGGCAGCAGCAGCCUCUAUGGCCUGGGAACCUCUAGGCCGCGCUUGGCAGUGCGCUCCACUUAUGGGAGCCCGGUGGGCGCUGGCAUCCGAGAGAUCACCAUCAAUCAAAGCUUGCUGGCACCGCUGAGGGUGGACAUCGACCCUACCAUCCAGCAGGUGCGCCAGGAGGAACGUGAGCAGAUCAAGACCCUCAAUAACAAAUUUGCCUCCUUCAUCGACAAGGUGCGCUUCCUGGAGCAGCAGAACAAGAUGCUGGAGACCAAGUGGGCGCUGCUGCAGGAGCAGAAGUCCACCAAGGGCAGCCCGCUCCCCCGGAUCUUUGAGGCCCAGAUUGCAGGGCUGAGACAGCAGCUUGAGGCGCUGCAGCUGGACGGGGGCCGCCUGGAGGUGGAACUGCGGAGCGUGCAGGAUGUAGUGGAAGAUUUCAAGAAUAAGUAUGAAGAGGAAAUCAACAGGCGCACAGCUGCAGAGAAUGAAUUUGUGUUGCUGAAGAAGGACGUGGAUGCUGCCUACAUGAACAAGGUAGAGUUGGAGGUCAAGGCAGAUAGUCUGAAUGAUGAAAUCAGCUUUCUCAAGACCCUUAAUGAGACGGAGUUAGCAGAGCUGCAGUCCCAGAUCUCAGACACAUCUGUGGUGCUGUCCAUGGACAAUAACCGCUCCCUGGAUUUGGAUGGCAUCAUUGCUGAUGUCAAGGCCCAGUACGAGGAGAUGGCUAACCACAGCCGGGCUGAGGCCGAAGCCUGGUACCAGACCAAGUUUGAGACCCUUCAGGCACAGGCUGGGAAGCAUGGAGAUGACCUGCGCAACACCCGGAAUGAGAUUGCGGAGAUGAACCGCACCAUCCAGAGGCUCCAGGCCGAGAUUGACACUGUGAAGAACCAGCGUGCCAAGUUGGAGGCCAGCAUUGCUGAGGCUGAGGAGCGUGGGGAGCUAGCACUCAAGGAUGCUCAUGCCAAGCAGGAGGAGCUGGAGACCGCUCUGCAGCAGGCCAAACAGGACAUGGCACGGCAGCUGCGGGAGUACCAGGAGCUCAUGAAUGUUAAGCUGGCGCUGGACAUCGAGAUCGCCACCUACCGCAAGCUGCUGGAGGGCGAGGAGAGCAGGUUGUCUGGAGAUGGAAUGGGCCCUGUGAACAUCUCUGUAGUAAAUUCUACUGGGGGCAGUGGCAGCAGGCUCAUCUUUGGGGGAACCAUGGGCAGCAAUGCUCUGAGCUUCUCAAGCAGUGGGGGGCCUGGUGGGCUCAAGGCCUAUUCCAUCAGAACCACAUCUACCACCCGCAGGGGCCCCCACAACUGAGCACAUAUAACUAGGCUUGUGGGCUUGGAGAGUGCCCAUACCCCUUUGCCCACAUACAGGAGGACCCAUCCUGCCUCAUGUCCCAGCCCCAAGACUGGAAGAUGGUUUGAAACUGCUGCUGGUUUU
Messenger RNA from Phodopus roborovskii (desert hamster), 1563 nucleotides. It is a transcript of the gene Krt7, whose product is annotated as keratin 7. Gene Ontology annotation, cellular component: keratin filament. The record is from RefSeq and is a predicted model, not a curated record. NCBI's taxonomy places the organism in Eukaryota, Metazoa, Chordata, Mammalia, Rodentia, Cricetidae. Gene Ontology annotation, molecular function: structural constituent of skin epidermis. The coding region runs from base 55 to 1437 and encodes 460 amino acids. The transcript is spliced from 9 exons. Gene Ontology annotation, biological process: keratinization; intermediate filament organization.